This is a messenger RNA of Lolium perenne, 2602 nucleotides long. The record is from RefSeq and is a predicted model, not a curated record. NCBI's taxonomy places the organism in Eukaryota, Viridiplantae, Streptophyta, Magnoliopsida, Poales, Poaceae.
UUGACCAAGAUGAACUAAAACUCGGCAUUCGUUUUUUUACAUCUAUACUUCUGCUACACUACUCCACUGGCACUUAAACUAUGGAUCGUAACGACGCACGAAUCUUCCUCGCGAGUUUACUUCUCAUUUUCUAUGACUCGUCGCGUGAUUUCCAGUACCGAGACCUGCAGCUAGCAGCUAGCGCCUCGUUUCUUCCCCAGAAAAUGAAUUCAGAAUCUUUAUCCGGGUCAAGGAUCCUUCUGCCUUUCCGUCGCUUCGCUCAGCUCUCCCGGCGGCGAGCUGCGAAUGUGUCGCUCGCGUUGAGACGGACAAACUCAUAGCAGGGAGAUUCAGGAGGAGGGAUAUAGAGGUCUGCAGUUGGUAGUAUUUGUCUCUUCUUCCUCUCUCAGCCCAGCCUCUCCAAUUCUUGGAUUGAACAGUUCCGGUCUGCAAGUUUCUGUCCGUGUAUUUGUUCGUCAUCCCAUGCGCACACUUGAAUUUUGUGCGUGUUACUGAAUCUAUCUUCUGUUGAUUCUACCAGGCACUGUCGGCGGGUUUCUUUGUAGGCCUAGCUCAGAAUGUUGAGCAGCAGCACUGGCCAUGGCGGCAGCAGCGGCAAGAACCUGGAGAGGCUCAUCUCCAGGAGGGCUCUGCAGGCCGGGGGCUCUGCUCCUUGCAAGACAUGGGUGCUGGGCUUCCUCUGCGGUGUCUGCACCUUGUACCUCCUCGGCGCCGCUCUCCUUCCGGUGAUCCAAAUCCCGUUGAUCCAACCGGUGUAUCCGCCGUUGCGCCGCUCAAUCCUGAGGAAUUCAUCAUUGCCUCGACAUGAUGGAGCUACUGCAGCAUAUGGCACAAUUCUACUGCAACAAAAUGCAGGGGCAGCCGGAAUAAGCGAGAACAGCGACGCAUCCAGUGUAAUACAGCUGUACAAUGCCUGGAGCUCUUCACUGAAUGCCACCGGUGGUGAUCCAGUGCUGCACGGUUCAGCCACACCGCAUCCACCUCAUCUCGAAGAGUGCAGACGUGAUUCGGACAAACACAGGGUGUUCGACGGUUACGGCGACGACGGCGCGUUUCCUCACUGGACAUUAUGGAGAGGGUCACUUGGGCUUGAGCUGUUCAACAGGAAUCGUUCAGAAAAUGGGGAGCCAAUGCGUUUCAGGACAAGUGCCAAGUCUGACAGACCAUAUCCACCUUGGAUUGCAGGAUCAGAUGAAGACAACUAUCCAUUGACCAGACAAGUGCAGAGAGACCUAUGGGUUCAUCAGCAUCCUCCAAACUGCAGCGACCCCAGCCUUCGGUUUCUGGUUGCGGGAUGGGAGAGGCUCCCUGGAUUUGGUAUCGGUGCGCAGCUCGCUGCAAUGUCAGGGCUCCUUGCCAUUGCCAUGAAAGAGAAAAGGAUUCUGGUGACAAGCUACUAUAAUCGAGCCGACCACGAUGGUUGCAAAGGCCUCUCAAGAUCUAGCUGGUCAUGCUACUUUUUUCCUGAAACAUCUUCAGACUGCCGGAAGCGUGCUUUUGAGCUCAUGCAACGUAAAUACUCUCGGGAUAAUGAUACUGUGAAAGUGAAUGAGAAUUACACCUCCAAGCAAAUAUGGGUCGGAAAAAUACCUAGGAUGUGGGGGGAACCUUGGAAAUUUAUUCAACCAACAACUGAUAUACAUGGGAGAUUGAUUAAAAGUCACCGUAAAAUGGAUAGGAGAUGGUGGAUUGCACAGGCAGUAAGAUACCUGAUGAGGUUCCGGACUGAGUAUACGUGCAGAGUACUGAAUGUGGCUAGGCAUUCUGCAUUCGGCAUGCAGGCAGCAAAGUUGGUUCUUGAGAUUGUUCAGAGUGAUCCACCCGAAGAUAACAUUACCGGCAGAACUGAAUCUGCCAUCGAACGUCUUGUGUGGUCGGAGCAUGAACCAUAUAUACCCAGGCCUCUUCUCAGCAUGCAUGUAAGGAUGGGAGACAAGGCUUGUGAAAUGACAGUGGCUGGCUUCGACAAAUACAUGGAGCUGGCUGCCCGGCUCCGCAGACAGUUUCCGAGUCUCAGGAAUAUCUGGCUCUCAACAGAAAUGCAGGCAAGUUUACAUCCUCCACUCGGUGUGUUAACACAAUGCUUGUUUCUGCAGUUGAUGCAGGAAGUCAUCGACAGAGCUAAGAUCUACCCCAACUGGAACUUCUACUUCACGAACGUGACGCGACAAGACGGCAACAUGACCAUGGCGGCAUACGAAGCUAGCCUUGGCCGCGAGACUGGCACGAACAACCCGCUCGUCAACUUCAUCAUGGCCACCAAAGCAGAUUUCUUCAUUGGAGCCCUGGGAUCAACCUGGUGCUACCUCAUCGACGGGAUGAGGAAUACCGGAGGAAAGGUCAUGUCGGGCUAUCUCUCGGUGAACAAAGAUAGGUUCUGGUAAGCGAUGCGAAAGCAGCAAUGCCUUGUCUCGUGGAUCGUCUCGCAGCUCCCGCAAAUAUAGGUGUCAUGUGUCAUAGUUUGCUGCUUGUCUGUAGAGCAAUAUAGAUCCCUUUGGCACCACAUGUGAAACUUGUUAACGAAGUAGGAGAGCAGUAGUACUUGUGAUAUCAAAUCAGGUACAUGUCUUUUGAUCUGGGAUCCACUGAAGGCUUAGAUAUA